AGAAAACAGGAUGUAUAGAUGUAUAUUGCGGAUAAGUUGCGUGCUAGAAUACUGCUUUCGUCUGGUCUAAUACUUUGCUUUGUCUUACAUCGAUCUUAGCAAUCGAUAUACAUCUCAUAAUUUCAUACUGCGAGGCUGAAAAUCGUCUGGAGAAGAAAUGGGUACCGAUAGUCGGGACAGCACUCCCGAGAACCAAGAGACCGAUGCGUUGAACUCUUCGGCGGUCUUCAACCCGAGAGUGAUUAAUAUCGACGCACAAGAAAGAUCAUGGAAGCCAACGCUGCAUCGUGAUCGCUAUUUUGGAUCGCUCGUCUUCAACGUGGCAGCAUUUAUUCUUCCCGCUCUCUACGGAACGCUAUCAAAACUCUGGGUGGCUGAUAUCGAUUCCUCAAUGGUGGUUACAACAGAUGCCUAUACCUAUAUGAACACUGCCUCUGAGGCUAUCAACGAAGGCCUUCCAAGAGCCGCCUGGGUCAUCAUUGGGGAUAAGGCAUCGCGGAAUCUUGCUGAGCGUCUGCAAUUAACACACACCUUGAUUGCUUUCCAGUCUCUGCUAGGAUUUAUAUUGAGUGUCAUCUUCCUCGGCGCUGCGCCAAGAUUUGCCGACAGUUUUGUACCGGAAGAAGUGCGCGCUGCGAGCCUGACUUAUGUGCGCAUUACUUCUUUCACCGUCUUGAGCGGUGCGAUUGAAACUGCUGUUGCAUCAGCCACGAGAUCCUUGGACAAGCCUGAUGUCCCGUUGGUCAUCAGCUCGGUCAAGUUCGCCGUUAAUAUUAUUCUGGAUUUGCUAAUCAUCUCUCGUUACCAUGUCGGCUCUUUCCAACCAACCGUCAACAUGCAGGGCAUCAUUCAGUUGGCCUGUAAUUUGACAGCCGCGCUCGUGGGACUGGCUUAUUUCCUCUACUUUGUGAGCUUCUCUGCUCUCCGGAAACAGCAUCAAGAUCACCUGGAGGGCCACUCCAUAGAGAGUCGCAGUUCUACUUCUCCAAGCAUUCGAGGACUACGGAUCCUGCUGAGGCCUGGGCUCAUCUGUUUUACCGAAUCAGCUAUCAGAAAUGCGCUAUAUCUUUGGCUUGUCACCACUGUUAUUGCACUAGGAUCAGUGUAUGCCACUGCUUGGGGCGUUUUCAACACCAUUCGUUGGGGCUUGGUCAUGGUUCCUGUGCAGGCACUCGAAGCAACAUCUCUCCAAUUCAUCGGCCAUAAAUGGGGACAGUGGCGACAACACAUUGGGAUCCAUAACAGAAGGCCAAGAGCAAGCGGGAAAGAGAUCUAUAACCUCAUCGACCCUGCCCUACGAUCACUUGUCAUAGCCCUAAUAAUUGAGGUUCCUAUGGCAAUAUUUCUCUCGGCAUUCGGUGCCCGGCCAUUUGCGCUCUAUAUUAGUGGAUCGAGCGAAGUAGCCGAUGUCACUGCGCACAUGUGGCGGACAAUUGACUGGUGCUAUAUCUUUUACGCAAUGUCAACACAACUUGCGACUAUUUUGCUAGCUACAAGGCCGAAGUGGUAUUUGUAUCAAAGCUUAGCAAGCAACUUGCUAUAUGUUCUCCCCUGGGCAAUAGUGUGCCAGGUUGUCCAUUUAGACGAGAAUAAUGCAUGGACUUACCAUAGUCUCAUAUUUGGAGGCAGUCUUGUUUUUAGCUUUUUUGACGUUCUGAUAGUGGUUGGCAUCUGGAUGUGGACUCUGUGGGCAGGAAGAGCGAGGCUAGAGAUGAUCCAAAACUAGUUCUAAGGCUAUAAUUCAAUUUUCGAAGAUUCAUACUCGCAUACUUCAACAUCGACCGUUUCUAUAUAAAUUAAUCAUAUAUGUUAAGAGGUCAAUGGCUCUGAGGCGCC
Trichoderma asperellum CBS 433.97 is the source of this 1836-nucleotide messenger RNA. RefSeq lists its product as uncharacterized. Lineage: Eukaryota; Fungi; Ascomycota; Sordariomycetes; Hypocreales; Hypocreaceae. The record is from RefSeq and is a predicted model, not a curated record.